Didymodactylos carnosus is the source of this 2536-nucleotide messenger RNA. The record is from the annotation of a GenBank genome assembly. Lineage: Eukaryota; Metazoa; Rotifera; Eurotatoria; Philodinida; Philodinidae.
ACUUUGAUGUUUUCUUCUUUCUAUGCAUACUAUAGAGACACAGAUAUAAAGCAAAAAAUGGAGAAAAGAACAAAUUUUAUCGUUUUACCCAAAAGAAAGAUUCUCUUCGCUAUGAAAUUAGUGUUUAUUCUAGCAACUUCAGAGAUUAAAACGUUAACAAAUUUGACGGUACCCUUCCUCAGCUUUUCUGGUAGUUUGUAGUACACAACUCGUACUCUAUACUAUGCUAUUUUUUAGAAAAAGCUAUCUUUUAGUUUUUGGCAUAUAGAGAUCUCAAUAUUAUAGAAUAAAGUUAGUAAAAUGUAUGGAAUUCGCUUUAAUUUUAUAAAUUACACAAAUUUGGAAUGGCAAACAUAACUUUCUUUUUCGAAAUAUCAUAGUCAGAGAAGCCCUAUUUUCCUCUGAGAAUUAUUUAUAGCUAAAUAGAUGAUAAUGUAUACACAUGAUAUAAAAUAUACAAAUCGUACGUUACGAAAGAAACUGGUUUCUGAAAAAUUUAUUGAUGUUCCGAGUUAUAUGUCUCUAAAGUUUCACUAGAAUUAAAUUGAAACAGAUCCAUUUUAUCACCUUUGAUCUACGCUGUUGACAGCUCUAGGCCUUAAAAACUGAAAGAAACUUGUUUCUGAAAAAUAUGACAAAUAUAUUACACUUUGUGUACUUUAAAUUAGUGUAAGAAGUGAAAAGGACAACAUCAAGUCAAGUAUAAUACAGAAAUGAAUAUAUACAUACAUCGUCAUUCUAUUAUACGAUAGUUCCAUAUUCUUUUUCUCAGGCAUAUUGAAUAAUACUGUUCUCCAUUUUGUUUCCAAUCAAAUGAAAAUAUUCACCGGUGAAUAAAUUCACCGAUGCGAGUUUUGACGGCUUCCCUUAUGAGACACACAUUUUUAAACUAGUUUCUGCAAAAAAAGCAGCUUUAUUGAGCAACUUGGGAAAAAGCAAAGUAGUUUGUGAGCGGAAAGGUCUUUUGCUGAGCGCGCAUAUCUUGUCGCUGAAUAACUUCUCUCUAUUGACUUGCAGGUACUAUACCAAAGCAGCUGCUAAGGGUAAUGCUGAAGGUAUAUACAAUCUAGCUCGAAUGGCUGAUCGUGGCCAGGGUGGUAUUAAAAAAGAUCAUCAGAUGGCUCUGGAAUUGUUUCAAAAAGCAGCAUCAAAGCCACCUUAUCAUCCAAAGAUACCUACUCUAAGAAUGCCCGGUGUAGCUGAAGCUGAACAUGCACUCGGCUUGCGAUACGAAGAAGGUGUUGUUGUGAAGAAGAAUCUGAAGACGGCUGCCUACUGGUACGAACGUGGAAUGAAUCACGGACUUCCUUCUUCAGCAAAUAAUUUAGCGAUAAUGUAUGAAAAUGGAUUAGGCGUAGAGAAGAACACUGAAAAAUCAGAGCAGCUAUUUGAAUUCGCAGCUACUAAAGGUGAUCCAAAUGCAAUGCUGUCGUUAGCUCUCUGUUUACUUGAACGAAACCAAUUUCAAAUAGCACGAGAGUGGCAUAGAAGAGCAUGUGAUGCAGGUCAUAUAUCAGCUCAACUGAAUCAAGAACAAUUUCACGCAGCUGCCAGCCAGAAAGAAUCUUCAACUUCUCAGAUGCAUCCUGUCAGCGAAAUAAAACAACAUGCUUCUUCUGCCGUUCCAAAAUCUAACGUCAGCGAUCGUAAGUAUGAAUGUUCGGAACCGCAAUAUCAUUAUGAUACAUUGAAAGAGCAUGCGUUAAGGGGUUCACGUACAGCUCAACGCUUAUGUAAGGCUUUGGAACAUUUUCACACGGCAUUGAAAAUGCUAAUGAGUUCAGAUGCGGAAACAAAUGAACGUCAAUUCAUACAUGAAAUGGCUGAAUGCAUUCGUCUAGAACCAUCUGCUGUAGAACUACUUGGUCUCGAAAUUGAUGAAAAAAUUGAAGAAGUCAUUAAUCGUUCAUUGAAACGAAAACCGAAUGACGAAGAAACACAAAUGUGUUAUGUUUCUUUCUUUGGUUAUGAUACGAAUAGAAUAAUUGAAUAUUUGAAACAGUGCAUAAAACAAAAUCCCAAAUGUGUUUAUUUUUAUAUCAGCCUUGCUGCUGCAGAUUCUUCAUUAGACCGAUUUGAAAAAGCUUUAGAAAGUUGCAAUGUUGGUCUGUCGAUUGAUCCGACUAAUUGUGAAUUAAUGUGUAUGAAAGCUGAUUUCUUACGUCUGUUGGAAAAUGAUGCUGCCACGAGAGAUGCAAUUGAAGUAUACAAAGCAUUUCUAGUUCUGGCACCAAAUGAUCAUCCAAAAGUACCGAAAGCGUACUAUGGAAUUGUAACUUGUUAUUUAACAUUUCAGUCUCACUUAUCCGAACAAUCUGCACAAUUAACUAUGGCUCUAGCUCAAGCACAAAAAUUAUAUGAAAAAGGUUUGGAAGCGGAAAAACUGCAAUUACCCUGCUAUAUGCCGUAUCACUCAGCUUUUAAAGAAGCUCUCCAAGAAUUAUUUGACGAAGAUUCAGAAGUCAACAGCGACAGUAAUGAGACAUUAGUAUCUCCAGCCCCAGAGAUGGUAUCGUCAUCUCCUCGUCAAAACUAG